AUGGGAAAAUUGACAUUCUUCUUCCUUCUUUUUACCCUCUUUUUGUGUCCUUUGGUUGCUUCAAGCCCCGGAAAAAAGCAAAGUGAUGUUCUUGGCAAGUUCUACAAGGCCAAGCAAAAGAAUUCAGCCUUUGACAAGAGUUAUUUUAAGGCGGCAGCCAUUGAAAAUGUGGAAUUAGACAAAGUUAUUCUUCCACAGGAAGGAUCAAAAGAAAAAGAUUGGAUCAAAAAAUUGCCUGGACAACCACAAGUAAAGUUCCAACAAUAUGGUGGCUAUGUUACGGUCAAUGAAUCUGCUGGUCGUGCUUUGUAUUAUUACUUUACUGAAGCUGAGAAUUCCAAAUCAUUGCCUUUGCUUCUUUGGCUCAAUGGAGGUCCUGGAUGUUCUUCUAUGGCAUAUGGUGCCAUGGAGGAACUUGGACCAUUUAGAGUUAACAGUGAUGGGAAAACAUUACACACGAAUCAUUAUGCGUGGAAUCAUGCUGCAAAUGUGUUGUUCUUGGAGUCUCCUGCUGGAGUAGGAUUUUCAUAUACAAAUACAAGCAGUGACCUCAAUACAACCGGAGAUAGCAGAACUGCUAAUGAUAAUGUUGUAUUUUUACUCAAUUGGCUCGAGAGAUUUCCCGAGUACAAGAACAGAGAUUUUUACAUAUCUGGUGAGAGCUAUGCUGGGCAUUAUGUACCUCAGUUGGCACAAGCAAUUCUUCAGUAUAACAAGCUAGCGAACAAGACACUUAUCAAUCUUAAAGGAAUAAUUAUUGGGAAUGCAGUGAUCAAUGAUGACACAGACAACACAGGAAGGUACGAAUACUAUGCAUCUCAUGCCCUAAUUUCAGAUGAAACGUACCUUGACAUCAAGAAAUAUUGUUACGACAAUAACUACAAUAAGAGCAAGUGCAAUGGGGCAGCUGCAAUUUCAAACAGCAAUUUGAAUCAUCUUGACAUCUACAGCAUUUAUUCCCCCCUUUGCAAGGAUGGAAAUCUCACAAAAUACCCAAAACUACCGUCAGUAAUUAUUUUGAUGCAGCCAUUGCAGAUUGACCCCUGCUCGGACAAGUACAUUUAUGCUUAUCUGAACAGACGGGAUGUUCAAGAUGCACUCCAUGCCAAUGUUACCGACAUCAAAUAUGUUUGGGUAGCUUGCAGUGAUCCACUCUUUUACAAUUGGAAAGACAGUCCGGUGACUGUAAUUCCUCUCCUCAAAGAGUCUUUGGCAAAUGGUGUUCGAGUGUGGAUUUAUAGUGGUGAUACAGAUGGAGCAGUUCCUGUAACCUCUACAAAGAAAUCCAUAAAAGCAAUGAACCUUACAGUUGAUCAACCUUGGCGCUCUUGGUUGUAUGAUGGAGAGGUUGGAGGAUAUGUUGAGACAUACAAAGGAGGUCUAACAUUUGCAACAGUAAGAGGCGCGGGACAUGAAGUUCCAAGUUUCCAACCUGCUAGAGCCUUUAUCCUUAUUUCUCACUUCCUUUCUGGCACACUACCCCCCUGGAGAUAA
This is a messenger RNA of Solanum dulcamara, 1494 nucleotides long. Its product is annotated as serine carboxypeptidase-like 40. Bases 1 to 1494 code for a protein of 497 amino acids. The transcript is spliced from 8 exons. The record is from RefSeq and is a predicted model, not a curated record. Gene Ontology annotation, biological process: proteolysis. Gene Ontology annotation, molecular function: serine-type carboxypeptidase activity. Gene Ontology annotation, cellular component: vacuole. Lineage: Eukaryota; Viridiplantae; Streptophyta; Magnoliopsida; Solanales; Solanaceae.